This is a messenger RNA of Neoarius graeffei (lesser salmon catfish), 658 nucleotides long. Its product is annotated as cytochrome c oxidase subunit 6B1. Bases 10 to 435 code for a protein of 141 amino acids. Gene Ontology annotation, cellular component: mitochondrion; respiratory chain complex IV. The record is from RefSeq and is a predicted model, not a curated record. NCBI's taxonomy places the organism in Eukaryota, Metazoa, Chordata, Actinopteri, Siluriformes, Ariidae. The transcript is spliced from 4 exons.
AGCAGUGUGAUGCACUGUGUGAUACGGAAGGUAUUUCAAUGUGACCCGACAGUCCGCCAUACCGCUCCAACACUGCUGCACGGGCACGAGCGCGCGCACGCGCACUGCAAUCCGGUGCUUAUCAGCGACUGUGCGCGCGCGAGUCCGCAGCUCCGGGACAGAGGUGAAAACGUGAUGGCGGAAGAUAUUCAGCAGAAACUUCAACAGUACCGCACGGCGCCGUUCGACGCCCGUUUCCCAAACCAGAACCAGACCAGAAACUGCUGGCAGAAUUACUUGGACUAUCACCGAUGCCAGAAAGCAUUGGAGGCCAAAGGGGUGGAUGCGGCUCCCUGCGACUGGUACAAGAGGGUGUAUAAAUCACUGUGCCCCAUUUCCUGGAUUGAGAAGUGGGACGAACAGCGUGAUGAUGGAACUUUCCCAGGGAAGCUCUGAAGAUCUGUCAAUCCUAUUUCCUCUUCAUCAUUAAGGGAAACUUAACUGUGUGUGUGUGUAUGUGACAUGACCCUGUCCACCUCGUGAGUGGGACCUGAACUACAUUUCCCACGAUGCACCUGUGGCUCAGCAGGGUGGGGUGGACCUGUAUAGUCAUUCCUAAUUACAGUGAAAUCAUUGUGUUGCAGCUUGUGUAUUAAAGCUCUCAGGCCUUGUGACACUC